AUGUUCACCGGCCAUCUGCCGAACCAGACGCGGAAUAUAGGUAAAACGCGAGUCCUCGCAUUUCCACCACCAAGCAACUUCAAGUUGUCUCCCUCACCAGCAACAGAUACCUUCGAAUAUUUUUUUAAGGGUCAACCACCGUCCUCACCUCCAGUGGUCCCUUCAGAGUACCAGGACUCUUUCUCCCCACGCAUACCAUCACCUCAUCCGGAGCUCUCACCACCCCGGGACGCGCACCUACGAUCCUGCUCAAACUCAUCUUCUUCCAACCUUACAACAAAAUCGUUCAUUGUUCCUUCUAUAGAUCUAGGUUUAGAGUCACAAGGAGGCUCUCAGUAUUUUACUCCCGCGGGGAGCAUCAGGAGCAGGAGUAGCCUGCAGCCCCCGCUUCCGCAGAGCAAUAGCAGUCAGAUCUCCGGUGGUGGUUUAAAAAAGCCACAGGGUUCUCCUGCUGGGAGAGGUACAGAGAAAAGUUGUUUAGGGACUUCAGCUAGCGGUUUAUCUAAUAUUUUCACACCUAUAAGGAAAGCGCAGGCUCCAAAUUAUUCAAUUCAGAAACGUUAUACCGAGGACUGGGUCCUUCAGCGUGGAUUUCAAACACACCGGCGUAGCGAUAGUAGCUGGUACUCAGAAAGCUCGGACAGUUCAAGUUCCGAGGGAAACGCAAAAUUAGGGACGCAUCGACGUUACCCUUCAGACGCAAAGACUAUCACUCCAGCUGAUUUCCAGUCUGGAAGAUUCUUGUUAGCACCGAAAGCAGAGCUUUCUUCGGACGCAGAUACAGGAACCAGUGAAGGAGCUUGGAAAACAGCCCCACAGUCUUUUACCGAGAAUAAAACAGGCACAUCAUCACCAAUGCCUAUGUUAGCAAGCAUAUGGGCGAGCACGCCUGCCCCGAUCAUGGAGAAUAGAUUUCCUAUAAGUAAUGGGGUAUCGGAUAUCCGAUUAGAACCGGAGCAUCCGAAUUCAGAUUUAUCGGUGUUUGGCGUGGUAGAAAACGGACCAAGCACCAACAUGAUCCGAACACCCUCACCUCCAUCAUCGACUGAGGCAACGGCGACACGCACUCCCGUACCGAAUGGUAUCUCGGCAAGCUUAUUAUCACACACACCCCAUCAGUUGAGCCGAUCGGGCACACCAAAUAUCAAGUCGAGGAAACGGAAGUCGAAGACCGUUGUCAAGGUCCCUUCAUAUUCACCAUGGGGACUACCAUUAGAAGCAGGGGGCAGGCCAAUGCCAUUGACUAACCUCGAGAUGGAAGAGCGAUCACGGAAAUGGGAGGCUCUAGGUUACACACCUGAAUUUCUCAGUGGUCCGGGGGUACAGAGCAGAGACAUCUUCCUAGAAGACACGAAAGAAAAGGUUAAGGAUGUGGUGGUUAAUAUUCGUGAUCCAAGUGAGUGGCAGGAAUAUUGUAACCAACUUCGAGAAGAGAAGCUCCGGGCUUUAGGUGUUAUAUUGGCCGACGAAACACCAACCGUCAUGCCAGCUAGUACUACUACUGCAAGGGGCCAAACUCCACUGUCACACCAAAGCCCUGCUCCAUUCCAAGCUAAUACUUACUCACCACCUCAUCCUACACAAUCCGCAAUGUCCAACGGAAUGGUUCAUAAUGGCAGCCAGAACGUAACUUAUCACGGACACCACUACUCACCCUCAAUGGCCCAGGCCCCUGUGCAUAUGUCGCCGAUUCCAGCGCAAGCAAACCAUCCCCUUCCCUACCACAUGCCACGGCAAUCAAUGUCCAUGAACCCAACUCCUAUUAACCAUGACUGGGAUCUGUAUAACCCCAAUAUGUAUACCCCGCCACCACCACAAAAUCAACCCACUCCCCCAAUGAUGACCGGGUCAGUUUGGAGUCCUGCUCCACCUGGUCCGUUUGCUAUGAGAAAUCCUUCUCCAAUGGGCGGAAUGGGUCACCACAGCCAUUCACCAAGCAUGUUUACACCCUACAUCAUGGAGGAGAGUCAGGACUACAUGGUUCCUAAUGAAUACGUAGAGAGCCAGAGAGCAGCAGCAUAUUAUAAUCAUAACCACCACCUCUCAUUGGUUGGUAUGGACCGAUUCCAACAGCACCAGAUGCGCCGAGGAUCUCCCCUGGCUCAUCAAUCUGGGCACCUUCUCGAGGAAGAUGAGCAGCAGCACCAUAUGAUUGAUAUGAUGGCAAUUGAUGCACCAGUUCCCGGGCGUCGUCAUAAUCUCAGCAUGUCACUAGAAAAGGAUAUGGAGGGCAUGGAGAACUACCAAAAGGAGAUUGAGACACAUAUUGGUCACGGUCAUCAUCUAUCAAAUGGAGACGGUUUCAACACAAAUCCAGUUUCACCAGCUCCGGAAGCUAUGUACCCACAAUAUCCUGAUAUGCCAUGCGUCGAGAAUGACGUUCACAACGGACCAGAGUUACUCUCAAACCCCGAAGACGAUGUUCCGGACGUCGAGACCGAGCGACAACACAACCGACAGGCUGCUCGGGAGCGUACACAAAGUAUCGGAAUGAAUGGUCAGCAGUAUGAUAGCAAUUCUCUGCCCAUGUCCGGAAGCCAGUACAUCCCACAGAGCUACCAACCGCAUAGCCGAGACACCUCGCUUUCUCACAUACAUUAUGAUGCGAUUGACCCUAGAGAGAACUCUGCACUCUCAAUGCUCAUGGGUGCGCUAGACGACCCCCUUAGUGAGGGCGGUUGCACAAACCUCUCUGACAUCAAUACCAAUCCCAGCGAACCAUCAAGCCCUCGCCCGAAAUACAGUACAUCUCACAUGCACAAUAUCUCCAACACUAGUGCCAACGCGUGGAUGUCGGAUACUUCCAAGGCUCCAGGAUCAACCACCUCGUCAAAGAAGUUCAACGCCCAGGCACCAGAGUUCAAAUUCAAACCUGGAACAUCAUUCAAAUAUUCUCCUCAGAGUAAACCAUUCAUCCCCUCAGGCUCAUUUAAUUCUUCGCCUAUUGGAAGUACCACCCAUUCUCGAAAUACCAGUCAGGAUCCUGUUGGGUUUGGAAGUUAUGGCAAAGGAAAACUCAAUGUUGGCGCUGCACCAUUCCGACCACGGCUGUCCUCCAGCGGAUCUACUUCUAGUAUAUUCGCAAAAGGCGCCCAAUUUAGUCCUGAUGCGCCUGUAUUCAAGCCGAAAUCCGAAUCAACAUCUACACCAGCAAGCAAAAGCUCACUACCACCGAUAUUUUCACCUACUAAGGAGAUUGAUGAGCCCGUUCUUGAGAAGCAAGCAUCUCGACCACCUAGUCGCACGUCGGUACACAAGGAGACACCGACAGAUGUGAUUGAAGACGAUGCACGGGAAGGGAAUGUAUCAGGAGGCGGAGGAAAGAGGGCUAAACAUGGUCCAACCCCAAGCCAUGUCAAAGAUACAGAAGUGCCGGCACUGGAGAGUCUGCGUCCCUCAGAGGAUGUAGAGACCUCAGAUGUCAACGCCGCCGAUAGCCAAAAUGCUACUCCUACCGAAGAGACAUUUGCCGAAAGCAGCGCGAGUAGCGAUGAGGUUGAAGACGUACCAAAGGAGUUGCCAGUUGAAGAAGAACCUUUUGUUAUGAUCGAGGAAGGAGAAGCAACAUCAUUCGCCAUUGAUGCCAAUAUCUCUGCCGUUCCAUCCAAAGGCGAGGCGGCCAUCCCCAUUGAUAAUAGGUCAGAGAGGGCUUCCACACCCCCACCUGCUGAAGUGUUUGAAGAACCCACCCCACAGGCAGCAGCGGCAGCCCCGGACUUCAAUUUCGACUUCGCACAAGCAGCAGAGCCUGUCACUCCUAUGGAGGCAAGGUUCGGCGGGAUGGGCGAGUCUCGAUACUCUCAUGCACCAUCACCACCCCCAGCGCAUCCGGCUCCUCCGCCACCUGUUUCCGAUAUGCUCCCAUUGCCGUCAGAAAGGGUAUCCUAUGCUUCAAAUGCAGAUUCUUACAGGUCGAAUCCUUUCGUGGACCCAGUCAGGCCAAUGCCGACCGAUUCCGAGUUGGAUGAAGUUAUCCAGGUGUUGUCCGUGGGUGACCCCAUCUAUGGUAAUCAAGAGAACGGCAUGUCUGGAUCGGAACUCGGCGAGCAAUCCAUGGAUGAAGAGGAACCAGUCCCAGAAGAGACGCAAGAAGAACAACAGGUGGCCGACGAGGAUGUCAUUACCUGGAGGCGCGACGUCUCGAGGAGGCCAGCUAUCCCGGUAUUCCACGAUCCGACACCGACUUCGCAACCUCAAGACCCAUUCGAGCAAGCGGAGCGCAGCGCUGGACCUAGUCCAAGCCCGAGCCGCGGCACAUUCCAGCAUACAGCUGCCACGUUCUCAACAGACGAUGAUGCCACAUAUGCGCAAGCCCAAACUACUGGAGAAGUCGCAUACCAGCCUCCUGCACAGGAGGAUAUUGGUCAUGCUCAGCCAGAAAGCGACUGGGAUGAUUUGAUUCCCCAGGAUGACUCCAAGCUCCGACCGCAGAGCCGACUGUUUUUCGAUGCUCACGUUGAAGAGUUUGUUGGUGAUCUCCUGCAUUCUCGCCUGGAUCCACUCCACAAGUCUCUCUCAGCUAUCCACGAUGUCUUGAAGAAGAAUCAAUCGUUGACUCUUACACGGAGGGGAAGCGUUGCUACUUCAGCUCCACACAGCGAUGCUGAUGAUGAGGAAGAUGACACCCAGCCACCAAGAUCGCCCAGGAAGGAUAAAAAGUCAGAGAAGAUCAAGUCUGCUGUUGUCGAAGCGCUCGUUAUGCACAACUGGAGCGCUCCAACAGAAGACAAGCUGGCGGAGAUCUACAGCGCCAUCGCAAAGGUUUCUCGUGCCUUCCAGGACAGCCAUUUGAACGAUGACUUAGCAGAAACGAAGUCGGCUAUCCUUCAAGCACUUACGAAAACUGCACACACCGACGAAAUUGAUCUCACCAAGCUAGAGAUUCUCGCCGCCAUCAAGCGCACGGCCAAGUCAACCGACAUGGAAGAUUUGAAAACAUCCUUUGCCCGCACCGUUUCCAAGAUUGCGCAGGUUGAGGACAUCGCAUCGAUCCGGGAGGCCAUGGAAGAAGUCGCGCAGACUAGUGACAUUGUCGGAAUGAAGUUGGAGCUCCGCGACUCAUUGAUCAGCACGGCACAAAAGACCGACGUUGAGGAUCUUAAGAGCAUCUUGUGUAAACUCGCGGAGAAGGUUGAUCUCGAGUACCUGCAGGACAUCAUCGUUACAGGUUUCGCAGGGGUGGUCAAGGCAAACGACAUUGUCGAGCUCAAGAACAGCCUGUCGGAGAUUAUCAGGACUGUCCAUACUACUGACGUUAGGGGCGAUGUUCAGCAGCUGUCUCACGAGAAUGCUGCCGUUAGACAGACACUUACGCAAGUGUAUGACAUGACACGGAAUAACGCAAUGGAUGCCGACUCGUACCAGCAAGCACAAGAAAAUUUUAUUAGGGAAAGCCAUAACUACGUCAGCCAGUCACUGGAUACUAUCCAAACUUCUGUUAAUGAUGUUCAAAAGUUGGUUCAGCAGCGUGGCCAAAAGGAGGAUAUGCGCAGAAGUCUGCAAGAGGAUGAUCAGAAGCAGAAUUUCACAGAUAUCAAGACCUACAUCGGCGAGGUUAACAAUAAUCUUGUUGAUGUAGUUGCCCAUGUGCAGAAAGUGGACGACAUCAGACUGGUUGUAGGCAAUAUUUCAGAUUCGCAACCCAGACUAGCAGCUAUCAAGGACGUUUUUGAGGAAGUUGUGAGAGGGCAACCAACUUUGGGACAGGUAAAAUCGGUGGUAGAGGACAUUGUCAACAGGCAGCCGACAAUCGAGGAGUUGAAGUCUAUUGUUGAGGGAGCUACCAGCAAGCAACCUACAAUCGAAGAGCUGAAGACCGUUGUUGAAGAGGUUGCCAAAACGCAGCCAACAAUCGAAGACCUACGAUCUGUGGUUGAGGAGGUUGCCAAUAAACAAUCAGUCGAGGAAUUGAGAGUUGUCGUCGAGGAGGCUUUCAACAGGCAGCCAACGAUUGACGACUUGAGGCUAGUUGUUGAAGAGGCUUCCAACAAUCAACCAACUUUGUACGAUGUCAAGAACGCCAUGGAGGAGGUUACCGAUUCCUUGCCCAAGAUGGAUGCUCUCCGUUCUAUGAUGGAAGAGUUGCUCUCCAAGCACCGGACUGUCACAGUUACCAAGGCCACCGAGCACGCCAAUACUGAGGCGCUUCUGCUUAAGGUAGCAGGCCUUGAGAAGAUGCUGGAUGAGGUCGGGAGUCGUGCGGAGGCAGAGUCACAGGCAAGAAGGGAAGCCCAUGAGAGGACCUUGGAGUUGGAGAGUAGAUUGAGAAUUGCUGAAGAGGAGGCGGCAAGGUACCGGGACAAGGCGGAGGAAUCAGACCGGAGAUUGAAGGCCAACGACGACAAACGAUACCAGGCUGUGACACAGUCACAAAUGCGCGUCGCACUUCUUGAGGGCGCCCAUUCGGCUCUGCAGAAGAAUGUUGGGGAGCUUUCAGCACGGAAUGCAAACCUGGAAGGCAGCAUUAGGGAGGCACAAUCGGCUAGCGAGCGGAACAAGGAGGAAGCGAACAGAAUGGAGGAUGAGAAUAGAGAGCUCAGAAGGGUUAUCGAGUCUCUGAAAGCAGAAAUGGAGGAAAGUAUUAGAACCGCGGCAUACAACAUCGGCCAGGAACAAGGAAAGUGGAGGAAGGCCCAGGAAGAACAGAGGGCAAGGAUCGAAGUUUUGGAGGCAAGAGUAGCGGCCGAAGUUACGGUGAAGGAAGGAUUGGAAAGCGAGGUCAGGCGAUUGGAGGUCGAGCAAAAGGAGGCAAUUAAGAUGAAGGUGGAGUAUGAGCAGCUGAAGAGGUCGAAUGCGAAGUUAGAGGAGGUGCUCGAUAAGUUCAGGGAAGAGGCGUUAGAACACUCACAGCGCGCUGCAUCCCUUGCCCACGAAGUAGAAUCCGCUCGCGACUCGGCACAUGACGAGGUCGCACGAAUGAGGGAAUCUCUUCAGAGAGAUGUUGAUACUGCCAACACUGCGGUCAACGCUGUCCGGGCUUCCCUCGAAGCGGAAAUGGAACAGCUUCAACGUGCGGCUAAGGAAGCAGUGGCCGAGAAAGAGCAGUUCAAACUUCGACUCGAGGCGGCUGCCAACUCCGAACGUGCCGCCCUUGAUGAACUCGAGAAGACAAAGGCCGCGCUUUCCCAAGAGUCUACUGAAUCCAAGUCUCUCGUGGUACAGGAACAGCACCAAAAGUACGAGAAGCAACUUUUGGAACUCCGUCAACGGUUUGAGGGUGCUCGGUCCCAACACGAUAGGGCCCUUAGAAUCGCGACCGAGGAUGGUGAGCGCGAAGCGAUCUACCUGAACCAACGUCUUGACAUCUCUCAAUCUGAAGUGCAACACCUUCGUGAGCAAUCAAAAGACCUUCGAGAACAAACAAAGGAUCUUCGCGAGCACAUUUCCCUCCUCAAAGAUCAACUCAAGAUUGCCACAUCUGCGGCCCAGGCUGCUGCCCAGGCUGCUACAACUUCGAGGGCACCCCAGGCCGUCUCAGAAGAAAGGGCUUUACGAGAAUCGGUUAACGUGCUUCAGGAGCAGCUCCAGCAACGCGAGGCGCGAAUCGAAGAGCUCGAGCAACAGCUUUCCAAGUUCGACAAGGCGGAUAUCAAGCGCAAAGACGAGCAAAUCACGUGGCUUCGAGAGCUACUUGAUGUCAGGGUUGACGAGUUGGAGGAGAUCGUUCAUGCUUUGAGCAUGCCCCACUUUGACCGUGAGAGUGUCCGGGAUACAGCACUUCGUCUUCGGGCAAACCUUCAGAUGGAGCAGCGGGAAAAGGAGAUGUCAAUGACCCCUAGUCGUGGGGCUAUUGCCCCAGUUACAAGUCUUGCAUCAAGACUUCCAGGCGUUGCAAGUUCUGCCGCUAGCUCUGCCGCCGGUUGGUGGAAUUCGAAGAAUAAGGGUCCAUCAUCAGUUGCCCACAGUUCACCCUCACGACCCGGCUCUGCUGCCGGUUUCUUGAAUGGCAUUCUCGCACCUGCGCCUCCGACCACACUUGCCAAUACCCAACGGAUGGGGUCUAGGCUUGCACGGGGUAUUUCUUCAGAAACAGGUUCCAAUUCGUCGCAUACCACUAUCACUUCGCGGUACAGAGAAAAACAAACAGCGGCACCCUCGUACAGAGCAGAGAGAGGGGGGUCUAGGAGAAUUCAACACCAUCUUUUCCAGAAGGGGCUGUAUGAUGCGGAUGCGGAUGCAGAUGCCAACGAUAGUGUGAUGAGCGGAGAGUUUUAUGAGGAUGAGGAUAACGGGACAGAAACGGGGGCCGAUGAUGGCGAUAUGCCGUACCGACCGGGUUCAUACAGGCAUUGA
Messenger RNA from Morchella importuna, 8292 nucleotides. RefSeq lists its product as uncharacterized. The record is from RefSeq and is a predicted model, not a curated record. NCBI's taxonomy places the organism in Eukaryota, Fungi, Ascomycota, Pezizomycetes, Pezizales, Morchellaceae. Bases 1 to 8292 code for a protein of 2763 amino acids. The transcript has 8 exons. Gene Ontology annotation, cellular component: cytoskeleton.